This is a messenger RNA of Naegleria fowleri, 1020 nucleotides long. RefSeq lists its product as uncharacterized. Gene Ontology annotation, biological process: endocytosis; actin cortical patch localization; plasma membrane tubulation. Lineage: Eukaryota; Heterolobosea; Eutetramitea; Acrasida; Naegleriidae. The record is from RefSeq and is a predicted model, not a curated record. The coding region runs from base 1 to 1020 and encodes 339 amino acids. Gene Ontology annotation, cellular component: actin cortical patch; mating projection tip; medial cortex. The transcript has a single exon. Gene Ontology annotation, molecular function: lipid binding; protein binding.
AUGAAAAAACUCUGGGUCAUUGGAACUCAAACUAUUAAAACAAAAUUAGGAAAGGCUGAACAGACUGAAGAUGAUGAAUUUAUAAUGCUCCAUAACAAAUUCAAAUCAUCUGAAAAGGCUUCUGAAAACUUUGUAAAACAUACCAACCAAUUGAUUGAGAAUUUCCAUGCCUUUUCUACUACCUUGGCCUUUCUCGCUGAAGAUUUUCGUGAUGUGAAUACUCAAAAUUCACCAAAAAUAGAACAAGCAGGUGCUGUUUUAGAAAAGGUCGCCAAAUCUGUCGAAACGAACUGUGUUUUACCUUUUCAGAGCAAUGUCACUGCCAACGUAGCAACACCCGCCAACGAAUACUAUGUCCUUUUUGAGCCUGCAAAGAAACUAUUUAAGGAGAGAAAAGAAAUUACUUUACAGUAUGAUUAUUAUAGACAACAAGUUGAAAAGUUGAGUGAAAAACAAUCCAAGAAUCCUCUUGAAUUGCCAAAGGCUAAAGAGAAGAUGAAUACUUUUAAAGAAAAGUGGGAUGAAAUCAAUUUACAAUGUAAACAACACAUUCUUGAUAUUCUUGAAAAGGAACAAGGUGUAUUUGAACCAGCCAUUCAACAAUUAUGUGCAAAUUUAUUAGAAUGGAAUUCAAAAUUGGCAACUUGCAUGGCUGAAUUGAAGAAUCAUUCAAGUACUUUGAUUGUCUCUCCAGUCACGACGACAUCUUCCAGUGGUGGUAUUAGUAGUGGUUCUCAUGCUCACACUCAAUCGGUGAGUAGUGGCGGUGGUAGUGACAAGACCAGCAAUAGUCGAUCUCAAUCGGUGAUGGGUGGUGGUGCUAUUCCUCCUGCCUUUGAUUGUGAAUGGUUCUAUGUGGAUUCCAAUGUUGAGACUCAAGGACCAGUGUCAUUCAAAACCAUGCAACAAAAGUUCAAGAGUGGUGAAAUUAAGCCAGAUACCCAUGUGUAUGGAGGAGACUUGACUGACUGGGUUCAAAUUAGAACUGUGGCUGGAUUGGAGCAAGCUUUGAAGCAAUAA